This is a messenger RNA of Gasterosteus aculeatus aculeatus (three-spined stickleback), 7581 nucleotides long. NCBI's taxonomy places the organism in Eukaryota, Metazoa, Chordata, Actinopteri, Perciformes, Gasterosteidae. The record is from RefSeq and is a predicted model, not a curated record.
AUGGAGUCACUUGAAACUACUGCAGGGGUGAAAAGCUCCACUGAGGGUCGGGACAGAAAUGUUGUUGCACACAAAAUGUUCCCCUCAGCGGCAGUACAAACUAGGAGGAGUCGAUCAGUCGAAUUGGAAGGCGACGGGUGGCACCAACUACAAGAAGGUCAGAGUCGAGACACGUGUGGUUUCAAAGAAAUGUCGGACUCAGGAAAAUCAUUGCAAUUAGAAGAUCGGCACUCCCAAACUCAGUCCACAAGCCAUCAGGAACAUGAAGCGUCUUUGUAUCCAGAACAGUCCACAAAACCCUUUCCCGCUGGCAGGCAGAAAUCUGCAGGCGACUUAGUUUCUGCGCAGUCCCCUGGACCUCCAUCGCACCGGAAGAGCGCCAGUUCACCUGAAGCCCAACAACAGUGUUGCCAUCCAGGGAUGGAUCAGCUGUCAGACGCUGCGUGUAAAGUGGAGCAGAAACCACAAAAGCCUGGUAAGUAUGUUUGUGACUACUGCGGAAGGGCGUGCGCCAAACCCAGCGUGCUCAAGAAACAUAUUCGCUCGCACACCGGAGAGCGGCCCUAUCCGUGCGUUCCAUGCGGCUUCUCCUUCAAAACAAAGAGUAACUUGUACAAACACAGAAAGUCCCACGCUCAUUCGGUCAAAGCGGGAACGGUGCCACUCUCAGAACUCGGUUCUUACAAUGCCAACGCGGACCAGGGGUCUUUUGAAGGGGACGGGGAGUUGUUCUCUGAUGCUGAGCAAAGCACGGACACGGAUGAGGACGCUCUCAACGACCCGCUGCUGCUGCUGGACUCGCCGUCGGACGGAUCAGAUAACGCCGCUGUAAAAGUACUGAAUCUCACCGCUCAGAAAAGGGGAGCCUCGUCGCUCCCGGCUCAGGAUGGUCCACCCCAGCCCCACGAAAUCAAUGCGCGUCCCGCUGCUGCCGAGGCCGGCCGUGCAAUUCAAUCCUGCACGAUCAAACAGAGGCUCGCACUCCGGCUGUCUGAGAAGCGAAGCAGCGACUCCGACCACAAUCUGUCCCUCCCGAGCCAGUCGAGCAAGGGCAGCACGGACUCCGGCUACUUCUCGCGCUCCGAGAGUACCGAGCACCAGACCGGUGCUCCCAGCGCCAACGCAAAGUCCUAUCAAGAAAUUAUGUUCGGGAAGUGUUACAAGCCGAGCCCUAAACAGACGGAAGCUUUUGUGAAUGAAUACACAGGGAGACGCUCGGAGAAAGGCGUCUCCCGUGUUUACACCCAAGAAAGGGACACCGUUGAGCCGAUCAAAAUAAACACAAAGUCCUUCACGGCGGAGGAGGCGAAGGAGCCGCCGUCAGACACCGGCUCCGAUGCGGCGACUCUGAUGAGAAGCAACUCGAUGCCGACGUCCUCGGCGGCGUGUCUGCCCAUGCCUCAGGCCCUCAGAGGCAGCCACUCUUUUGACGAGAGAGCAAGCACCGGGGGCGCCAGGAGGCUCAGGCGGCAAGCUGCUUUCGAACACAGCGCACAAGACGGCCACGCAGACGCAGACGGCCACGGGAAGACGAGCGAGAGUGGCCCUAAACCCUCGGGAUUGGAGAAGGAAAACUACCCCUCGGUGACAUCUAACAUGUGCCACCACAGACACGCCAUGGAACUGGCGACACGCAAGCGUCGCAAAGAGAAGAGGGAAGAGGAAGAUUUGCAGGGUCAGUAUGAGGGCCGUCAAGAACAGUGUGAAGAAAUGUUUGACUCAAGUCUGGACUAUGAUUCAAAGCUGGCUGCCGUGGGCCUUAUCGCAUUAGGAAAAGGACUCUCUUUAAGUGUGCUAACGCAGAUGGACAGGUGUGACAUGGACAUAUCAGGGAGCCCUGAAAUGUCCGCUAGGAAAACGUUAGGGAAUGUAAUUUCUGUCAUCCAGCACACAAACUCAAUAAACAGGCCUCAGGCUGAACAGUCAGAAUUACACCAGUAUCACGGGCAGAGGCAGGAGAGUAUCUCUUCUUUUCAAGCUAUGGAGGCGAGGGAAUCAUAUGAGUUGGAAAGGAGUGAUAGCGGGCUGAGGCAAUCGUUUCAACUGGGCCCAAAACUUGUGCGGCAGCCCAACAUACAAGUCCCAGAAAUCCGGGUCACAGUAGAACCCGACAGUCCAGAAAAAGCUCCCGAGGUGCAGGUGAAGGAGCCAGAGAAGCACGUGGAGGAGUUCCAGUGGCCUCAAAGGAGUGAAACUUUAGCACAAUUCCCUCCAGAGAAGCUGCCUCCAAAGAAGAAAAGGCUACGCUUGGCUGAUAUCGAGCACUCCUCUGGCGAAUCCAGUUUCGAGUCCGCCUGCACCAGUCUCUCCCGCAGCCCGAGCCAAGACAGCAACUUGUCUUACAGCUCCGCCUUCUCCUUUGACAGGGAGGAGAGCCUGAAGUCAGUCUCUCCAGCCAGGCAAGAUGAAUUUGGCAAACCACUUGAGCUCUUAGCAGUGCCAGGGAGCGGGCACUCCCUCGCCGUGCUCAGCCAGCGUCAACAACACGAAAUGAGACGCUCCGCCUCAGAGCAGGCGCCGUGUAACUUGCGCAAGGAGUUCCCGGAGGUACGCAGCAUAUCAUUUGACUAUGGCAGCCUUUCUCCAGCGUCCAAAGUUAGACCGGUGGACAUCAGCCUCUCGGCUGUGAUGGAGAGAAGGAAGGGAAACUUGGUGCGUCAGGAAUCAUUGAACAUGGACACAGAGGUAACACAAGUCCCGUCGCAGGUGUUUGCGCGGCCCCUCGGCAGCACCUCCCCUCCAUUCACCGCACUCGCCGUUCUGCCGCAGACGUUGCCAAUAUUCUCCACGGGGAGUACAUUCCCCCAGCUGUCACAUCCAAGCCUUCUGGUUCCCGUAAGAAUACCGACUCAUGUGCCGUGCUACGGCAGUAUCACAUACACUUCAGUAUCGCAGAUUUUUGACAAUCAGCACGACGGAGACUACCGUCUGUGUGGAAAUCUCGAGUCUUGUGCCGGACCGCCUUCGACGCACACGCUCAGUGUAGAAGCCCCCGAUUUGUCUUUGGCUAAGCUCAAGACCGGCAUCCCUCUCUCUCUGACAUCCAGAACCAUCUCAACCACUAACGCCUCCAGUGGCGGCGCCAACAAACGCAUGCUGUCCCCUGCCAGCAGCAUGGACCUGUUCCUGGAGGUCAAGCAGGAAAAACGGGUGAAAGAGGAAAGAAUGUUUGGGCAGAUAGUCGAGGAGCUGAGCGCCGUGGAGUUGGGAAACUGUAACUUGAGCGAUGAGAAGGGGCACAGGUCAGAGAUGCACCGCACAUCUACACCUCAUACUCAGGACGACUCGCGUAUGAGCAAAUUGACCACGCUCCAACUGGAAGUGACAGGGGCCGCUGACCCCGGCGUCGAGUCAGCAAUGGAAAGCAGCUCACCUCCCGACUCCGUGGUGUCAGUCAGCGGAGUGAAAGACGGCGGCGUGCAGAAACAUGUGCAGAUGGACGCGGUGGCACAGCGGGUCUCCAGACAAGAUAUCCUGAUCACUCACACCGAGGACUCAAGACUGUUAUCUCAGUUUCCGAGUCUUCGCACCACGACAGGAGUGAGCUGGUGUUACCUGAACUACACCAAGCCGAGCUGCUCUCUCGGCGCCGCCCCUUUCUCCUCCGCGUACACCACCUGGGGUGUGAGUUCCCACAACCCCAACCCUCUCGAGCUGAGCACCAGCGCAGCUCUGGCUCUGCUGCGGUCCAAACAGAGGGGAGACAAGGUUAUAUACAGCGUGGCGGCUAUGUGCCGGCCUGGCACGGGGAAACUGGUGUCAUCCCUCAUCCUGUGGAGGCAGAACAUGGAGCAGCUGCAGAGGAAACCCGAGCCCAAAGAGGUGGACAUCACCUACGGGAAGAAGAUGAAAGACAUCAGCUGCAGAGUGAAAACCGCCAGGGAGGAUUGGAAAGAGAGGGAGGCUUCCACGACCCAAACAGUGCCAACGCGCAUUAAGAUCUUCGAGGGAGGGUACAAGUCCAAUGAAGACUACGUGUACGUCAGAGGUCGAGGCCGGGGGAAAUACAUUUGUGAGGAGUGUGGGAUUCGCUGUAAGAAGCCGAGCAUGCUGAAAAAACACAUCAGGACCCACACAGACGUAAGGCCGUACAUCUGCAGGGUCUGCAACUUUGCCUUUAAAACUAAAGGAAACCUGACUAAACAUAUGAAGUCAAAGGCACACAUGAAGAAAUGUCUUGAACUGGGAGUGUCAGUGACGAUGGAUGACACGGAGAUACAGGAACAAGUGGACGACAGCCAACAAGAGUCCAAGACAGAGGUGACCAUCACAACCAAACACCAGUUCUCAGACGCCGAGGACUCCGACGGCAUGGACGAAGACGUCGACGAAAUCGACGAAGACGACGACGACGACGACGAAUACGAGGGCGACUCCACUCCAAGGCUGCGUUCGAGGAGCACCAGUCCUCAGACGUGUGGGCCGACCUCUAUGUCAGUCUCGGCCGCCGCCGCCCUCCACGUCUAUUCCUUCGCCUCUCCGCCGGGCGCCGAUGUCCGCCAGCAGUCCUCCGACAGGCGCACGGGCUCGGACCCUCGAGCCGUCCAUGCAACCGUACGGAGGGAGAAGUCUUUGGACGACGACUCUCUGAGCGUCCUGUCUCCGGACCAGGCCGGCUUCCUAUUUGACCCCUACUCUUCCUGUCUGCUGUCUCCUGGUUGGGAGUCUCCCAUCAGGGAGCCCUCCCCUUCACGUCUGCGCUACACGUCCCCGAGGCGAGAACUCUCUCCUCGAGGUCGCUCCUCUCCCAGGUGGGAGACCUCCCCGCUGAGGCCCAGCUCGCCCGGCGUCACACCCAUCCAGCACCUCUCCCCGGUCUCCAUCGAGCGGCCGGUGUCUCCUGGAACCGAGCUGGCCGGAAAGAGAGAGUCCUCGGUCAGAGGUCGGCAGAGAGUCGUGCUGAGGGCUGUUUCGCCCCGCAGAGGCUCGCACCAACACAGAGGCAGCGGUGAUAAAACCCGUCACCAGGCGAAGAUGGAGAUGGCUCAGCAUGGAUCCUUUGAGAUGGAGAUGGAUGAAAGGAGCAGCUUGGCUUCAAAUCUGCCCGGUCCUUCCAGUUCUCAUCACCAGAACAUCCUCAGCCACCUCCCUCUUCACUCCCAGCAGCAGACCCGCAGUUUGCUCCCCGUCGUUCCUGUGGGGGGGCUCCAGAUGCUGCACACCCCGCCUUCCUCCAGCACCGAUGUCACCCUUCCCUCGGCACCAAGCCCCCCGAGCAGCGAGCGCCGGCGCUGCAGCAGCAGGCAGGGAUCUGUCCACGGGCCUGAGUCUGGAGGAGAGGACGGCGGGGACCAGAACCAGCUGUCCCGCCAGGCCUCUGAGGAGAAAAGCCUCGACCCCGGGCCCGGGGACAGUGGACCGGAGGAGAGCGUCCAGACGUGCUUGAAAGCCAUUGCUUCGUUGAAGAUCACCACAGAGGAGCCUCACUGAAGGAGAAGACAGCCCCUCCUCGGCGCUACACCUGCGACCUUGUUCGCCCUCAGCCCUUUAGGCACAUAACCUCAUCUUUAUCCAAUUAGAGGCAAUAUCAUAACAAUUCCUCGGGUUUUGCACAUCCUCCAGACGGCUCCUUUUUAGAUCUGAGUGGAGAUGAAACCUUCACAAUGAAGAAACCCACCCUGUCUGAUGUCCUCUUCUCCUCGGAGACUCUUUGAAAUGAUUGGACGAGCAGCAGGAUGACUUCUGAGGUGGAGAAUCAUUAUUGGGUGCAGGUGCAAUAUGGAAAGAUAUUAUGCUAAUAUGCCUUUGUCUGACAUAGUAGUUUGCGUACUAUUGCACAUAAAUUAUAUUUAUGGAUUCUGUACAAAUUUCCUUAACAUAUACUCCUUCUUAGAUGCAUACAAACAGUGUAUUUUACUGUAUGUGUACUUUGAAAAUAGACUGUUGUUUAAUGUAAUCAUAUCAAGGUGUUACUCAGUAGUGCAGUAAAUAAAGACUAUUCAUAAGGGGAAAAGUAUGUGUGUUAUGAAACAGUCUGACCAAAUUUUAAGUAGAUGCUUCUUGUGCAGUUUGGUGCUUCUAAUCAAGCGGCAAGAGUCUGUGCCUUUAUUUUGCUUUUCAUCAUUUUGUUAUGAGAAGGUCGUUGUGGAAUACAGAAAUAUGUCGAGGAAGAAUUUAUUCAGAAGUGUCAGCGCUGUCAAAGAGUUCGCUCAAAGAAAAGCUUUUUAUUUCUUGUUCCGUCAGUUAUGCUGUCAGACGGAUGCAGCUUGAUUUAUGUGAAACAAUCUUAAAAAAUGUUUCUUAUGUUGCAAUUUUUUAUAAGUGUUGUGGUUUUUAUCUUGGUAACAAUGCAUGGGAUUUGCUAUUGCACAAAAUAGAGGAAGUUAUUAUGUAAUUAUGAAUACUGUAAGAUGUAUUUAUAUAUUAGAACGUGAGCACUUAUUGAUACUGGUAAAAAUUUGAAUACUAUUUAUAUGGUAUAUCUGUACUUAUGCAGCAGUGAUGCGGUUAUGCAGUGAGCCACGCUGGUGUUGCUUUCGGUAUCUUGUAUUUGCUUUAAUUAAACAGCGUUCUCUCUCUCACACACACACACACACACAGACGACCGCGAGCAUUUUAUGAUUUUGACGAUGCACUUUCAUCUUUUGAUCUUUGAUGUUUAACUGACGUGGUCGGUGAAUUUAAGGGAGUAAAACUUAUUGUGUUCUUGUGGUGUUUGAAACAUUCCAGUCGUUUUUUUCACACGUUGCACACUAAUUCAAGGGGCUAUGAUGAUCAGUCAAUAGUAUGUUUUCUUGCAUUUCAAGUGUAACUGGAUGAAUCAAUAUCACUUUACUGUAAGUAAUUCUAAAGUAAUGAUGUUAACAGGGUGAGUUGGUUGACCGUGUUUCAGCUCAAAAUGUCAGUGAUCUUUCACCAAAUGCAUUACUUCUCUGUACAUAUAUGUGUAUUUUUAUGAUUUAAACUAUUUUUGCAGUGUUGAAUUCUGAGGACUUUUUAUGUGGAUUGUUUAUAUCUCUUUGAGAGGUAACAAGUCUGCAGUUGACGUGACGGAGGUUUAACGGGGGCGAAAAUAGCACAGUGUUGAUCGCUAACUCCGUGUGUCUCACCUUUGAAAAAAUAAAUACGGUGCAUUCACGUCUUCAAGUGGCAACGUUACCGGUUUGAGAAUGAAUUUUCAAAAUCAGAAAACACUUUGUUCACUCAUGUUUACAUAAAACAAUUUAGAAGGUGCACUGCUUUUUUCCUUUUCUGAAGAUUGAUUUCAUGUGUUUUUAUUUGUCGUACCGGUGCAGAACGCUCACAUAAUGUGAAGGGAAAGUGAAGCCUUCCAUUUGCUUUGGCAUACAGUAUGUAUUCAGAUUGUGUUUGUGUUUUGUUUUUAUUGUGUACUUAUAUUUACUGAACUGCUUUGUGCCUCUCAUGUCCAUGAAAUUCCCUGUAAAACACACAGAGGACAAAUCAUUUUACCUCUCAGCUAAGAUCUUUUGAGGAGAACCCCCUCAGUAGCCGACCCGUUGUUUAGCUUUCUGCAUCGAAGCUGGUUAGUCAGGACGGAGUGCCUCUUUUAUGCUACGGGGACUUUAUUGUUUGGUGCUCUACUUUUUCAGAUUAAAUUCAAAAUUGUUUUAAAAGAAUAUA